AUGGGAGCCGCCACCCCUAACACAUAUGUGCCUACGCAUCCCGGAAGCUUCCUCGUGGAGUUUGUGCCUGGAGAAUAUAGAUCUUCACUUAAAAGCUUGAAGUCGUUCCAAGCAGGCGAGACUCUCGCUUUACUGACGGGUAUAUCCAAGGGAGUCAAAGCCUAUUCAUCCGUGCAAUGCGGUAACGGUCCAAAUGACCAUAUUGAACUGAACAGUGACCUCCUCUACGUGAACCACUCCUGCGAGCCCAAUGUUGCCUUCGACCUUUCCGCCAGCGAUCGAGCCAAAUGGCAUCUCAAAGCUUUGAAGAAAAUCGACGCAGGAGACCAUUUGACUUUCUUCUAUCCAAGCACAGAGUGGGAGAUGUCACAACCAUUCACCUGUGAAUGCCGUGCUCCAACUUGCCUUGGUACCAUCCAAGGUGCAAAAUACCUUUCGCUACAAGAUCUUUUAGCACGAGGAUACGUCAGCCCAUGGAUUAUAGAGGCAAAACAAAGCCAGUCCGGUUGA
Molecule: messenger RNA, 510 nt
Organism: Psilocybe cubensis
Lineage: Eukaryota; Fungi; Basidiomycota; Agaricomycetes; Agaricales; Agrocybaceae
Exons: 5
Coding region: 1-510 (169 amino acids)
Molecular function (GO): protein binding
Source: RefSeq, a predicted model, not a curated record